This is a messenger RNA of Diaporthe amygdali, 1620 nucleotides long. RefSeq lists its product as uncharacterized. The transcript has 3 exons. The record is from RefSeq and is a predicted model, not a curated record. Bases 1 to 1620 code for a protein of 539 amino acids. Lineage: Eukaryota; Fungi; Ascomycota; Sordariomycetes; Diaporthales; Diaporthaceae.
AUGGGCAACAACAUUUCGUACCAGCAAACGCCGGUUGAGCUUAGCAUAGGCGACAAGGGCAGGAUUCGCGGCCUUCAAUUCGACGACAAGUCCCGCCGAUUCACGGGCGUCCCCUAUGCGCUUCCUCCGACCGGCGAGCACAGAUGGCGCAAGCCUCGACCACUGCCGGCCUCAUAUUCAUAUAGUGAUGGUAGUGGAGGUGCCUACGAUGCGACGAAGUUCAAAAGUAUUUGUCCUCAGAAGGCUUUCCACGUCGGAAAAGCCGAUGGCCAGGGUGCUACACACAGCGAAGACUGCCUCUUUGUUAAUAUCUGGACUCCGGUGCGCAAGGAUGGCGAAGAGAAGGAAAAGGAGAAGAAGUGGCCGGUGAAGCUUUGGAUCCACGGCGGCUGGUUUCAGAUGGGAGAUCCGUCUCAGGAGCCUGGCAUGGAUGCGACGGAGCUCAUCACCACGGGCGGACUCAAUGCAAUCGUCGUGGCCAUCGGAUACCGGCUGAACGUCUUUGGCUUCCUUGCUGGCGAGGACCUCCUCCGCGAAAGCGACGGCGAGGCCGGCGGAAACUUUGGUCUGUGGGAUCAGCGGGUUGCGGCCGAGUGGGUUCGGGAUAACAUUUCGUACUUUGGUGGUGACCCUGAGAAUAUCACCCUCGCUGGUCGCAGCGCUGGUGCGUACAGUGCCGAAGCACAGAUGUUGUACGAUUUCCGUAAACCUCGGGACACAUCCUCCCUUUAUCGUCGAAUCUUCAUGGUUUCCAACGCGAUCCCCGCGCAGCCCAAGUCCUUGGCAGAUGUUCGGGGCCAAUUCGACGAGCUCUGCGAAUAUUUCCAGAUUCAAACAAGCCUACCAGGUCCGGAGAAGCUCUCGGCCUUGCGCGGGGUUAGCUCAGAUGAUCUCGUCAAGGCAAUUCCUCAUUUGAAGAACCACACUUUCCGGCCCGUUACGGACGACAUCUUUGUGCAUUCAGGAAUGAUUGAAUAUCUGCAAAGCAAGGACUUCGCCGACGAGUUCAAGAUCAGAGGAUACAAGAUUUUGAUUGGUGAAGUGCGCAACGAGGAAACGUUAUACUCGUCGUACAAUGCCCCGACUGAGCCAGUCGUGGACGCCCUUAAACUGCAGGUUUCGAAUUACUAUGCCCCCCAAGUAACCGACCGAGUCAUCCAAGAGUACAAGUUGCCGGAGUCGGACAAGUUAGAAGAUUGGCAAAGGACCUUCGGAAACAUUGUGUCCGACGGCCAAGUGCGCGCGCCGUCUCGAGCUUUGGUCAAAGCAUUAGUUGGCAAUGGCGUCGAACUGCAAGACGUAUGGAGAUAUCACAUUGCAUAUCGUUUGUCUUUCAUCGAUCAAGACGUGGCCCCGGCCUCUUUCGGUGUUGCGCAUGCGAUGGACAGGCCUAUUUGGAACUUUGCGAUCUGCCACGGACCAACGCCCGCUGAGAGACAGCUGAUGGAGGAUUGGAUCCAGAUGUUGACUGCUUUUGUGCACGAUGACAAUAGGUACAGAUUUGGCACGACUUCAAUUGAUCAAAUGAAGGUUAUGACUCCAGAGGGAAAGAUUGAGAUUCGGUCAGACGAAAGAUGGGAGGAGCUGGUGAAGCUGGGAAGCAUCUUUGCGGGUAAUUAG